AUGAGCAUGACAACCAACGCGAAGGCGAGCAGCGCCGCCAAGAACACGAUAACCAGCGACAUGAUCUGCAUCCAAGGUGCCAUGGACGCGCAGCGCAAGCUCAACAGCGCCCACCAUGCCACGCAGUCGCCAUUCAAGACCACACAGGAUUUGAGUGUUGACAGCACACCCAACAGCUUGUCGGCAACGACCCAGCCGUCGACGACCCUGAUGCAGUGCAUCAAGAAGCUCCUGGCUCAGCUGCCACCACAAGACACCUUACGGCUCCUCACAGACCACCUUUGUGCGCUCAUGUCAACCAUGUCCUCGAACUUUCCUACAAUUUACCGCGUGCUCGAUCAAGCGCGUUCAAACGCUAGCCUGGUGCAGAAGCAGGCGGUGCAGCUGGACGAAGCGGGGCGCCGCAUCAUGUCGCUCGAAGCGGAAAUCGACGACUUGCACCACGAGCGCCGCCAACUCAUGACUGACUUGGCGGACAGCAACGAUGUGGCAAAACGGAUGUUCACAGCGAACAAUGAGCUCCCGGAGCAGUGCCUCGCUCUGGAAGAUCAACUGUGGGAGGCCAAGGCGGCCAACACGGCCAUGGCGGUGGGCCACGCCCUUGAAAUCGAGACCCUGUCAAUGGAGAUGUGUAUGCAUCUCCAAGACUCGAACAUCCAACUCCGUCAACUCAGGUAA
Messenger RNA from Aphanomyces astaci, 678 nucleotides. RefSeq lists its product as hypothetical. NCBI's taxonomy places the organism in Eukaryota, Oomycota, Saprolegniomycetes, Saprolegniales, Verrucalvaceae. The transcript is spliced from 3 exons. The record is from RefSeq and is a predicted model, not a curated record. Bases 1 to 678 code for a protein of 225 amino acids.